AUGGAUGCAGAAAUAUGCGAAUUGGGUUCUGAAGGUGGCGAAGUUGUAGACAGAGCUCACAUGGAGGUUGACGAUGAUGGAAUGCCUGCAAGAACCGGGACAAUGUGGACAGCAAGUGCACAUAUAAUAACAGCAGUAAUAGGUUCAGGAAUUUUAUCACUUGGUUGGGGCAUUGCACAGAUUGGAUGGAUAGCUGGUGUUUCAACUCUUCUUAUCUUCUCCGUAGUCACUUUCUACACUUCAACUCUCUUGGCUGAUUGUUAUAGAUCUCCACAUCCCACCAAUGGCACUAGAAAUCACUCUUACAUCCAUGCUGUCAAAGCUUAUUUAGGGAAAGGGAAAAGAACUAGUUUGGGUGGAAUUGAAGUGGGUGUAGAUAUUGACAGCGUUGCAGAUAAAACAUGGAGAAUGUUCAGAGCCCUUGGUGAUAUGGCUUUUUCCUUUACUUAUUCCUCAGUUCUCAUUGAAGUACAGGACACAUUGAAGUCAAAACCAGCAGAAAACAAAGUGAUGAAAAGGGCAAGCAUGAUAGGAUUAUCUACAGCAACAACAAUAUAUAUUAUAUGUGGUUGUGUUGGUUAUGGUGCAUUUGGGAAUCUUGCUCCUGGCAAUCUCUUAACUGGGUUUGGGUUUUAUGAGCCUUUCUGGUUAAUUGAUUUGGCCAAUGUCUUCAUUGUGAUCCAUCUAGUUGGAGCCUACCAGGUAUUGGCACAACCCAUAUAUUCUGCUGUAGAAUCCUGGGCAAAGAAGAAAUGGGUAAAGUCCAAAUUUGUAAGAGAGGAAUACCCAAUUGGAAUCUGCAUUAACAACAUGGAACUGAAAGUGAAUAUGUUGAGAUUGACAUGGAGAACAGGAUUUGUGGUGAUUGCAACAAUUUUAGCCAUGGCAAUGCCUUUCUUCAAUGACAUUCUUUCAAUGCUUGGAGCAAUUGGGUAUUGGCCACUGACAGUUUAUUUUCCAGUUCAAAUGCACAUUGCUCAAAAUCAAAUCAAAAGUUUCUCAAUCAAGUGGAUUGGCUUGCAAAUUUUAGGCUUCAUUUGCCUUCUUGUUUCCUUAGCUGCAGCAAUUGGCUCCAUCCAAGGCAUAGGCUCCUCUUUGCAUCAGGCUAAACCUUUUAGUUAUAAGGAAUAA
This is a messenger RNA of Carica papaya (papaya), 1131 nucleotides long. NCBI's taxonomy places the organism in Eukaryota, Viridiplantae, Streptophyta, Magnoliopsida, Brassicales, Caricaceae. The record is from RefSeq and is a predicted model, not a curated record.